AUGCCGCUAUCGUGGUCCGGCCUUGUCACGGCCGGGCUUGUGGCCAGUGCCGCGGCGGUUCAUAGUAACCUCCGGCAAGCAGCUAGUCCGAGCUAUGCUGGCCACAACGCCUGCCCUUUGUCAUGUGCCGAGUCGGGACCCAGCCCGGCCAACUGGACAGCAUACGGCAAUAUCAAGCAGGCGCAGCGGUGCCAGCAGACGGUAUACUACCACUUUAACAUCCAUGGCAAGGUGGACGAUGCCUCGGCAUCACAGCUGGUGUUUGCUUGCACUGCUGACGGCCCGGCCGCAUUUUCGUCUCUUCCCUCAGACGCCACUACGCACAAGACCUUUGCUGCCGAAACGACGACGCUGGACGCGACAUAUGCCGUGACCCGCUGGGCGAACUUGGCAGCUACCGGGGCUACAGAGGACCUGCGCAACACAACAGACAGCAUGCUCGGCUUUCUCGACAACGGCUAUGGCACGACAUCGAACACGUCCGCCUCGCCCUUCAUCUUCUUUGCGCAGUCGCCCGGCUCUACCGUCGGCAUGUACAUGGGUCGGGCCGUAGACGGCGUGUCUACCGGCACGGCAGCCCUGGAGGGUCUGCUGAACCUGCUGGACGACCACUCGGCGGCGGAGUAUAGCGGUGUGGCCAUGCAGCUCUGCGGCUCCUUGUUUGAUGCCGACCACAUGGUCGGCUAUCUGGCCACAGCCAACCGCUCUUUUGACGUAGUGCAGGAGGCGCUCCAAACUUGGGACAACGGAACGUGCCUGCCGUACAUUGCGUCGGAGUCGUUCCGCACGACGGCCUCGUUCACGUCUUCGCUCCUGUCCAACGACACUAGCAACUCGACCCUCAAUUCGCGCGCUGCUCCCUAUCAUCGUAACGGCCGGUCCUCGCAGCUGGUGGCUCGCGACGACUGCACCGCCAUCAAGGUCGUAUCGGGCGACUCCUGCUGGGCGCUGUCCCAGAGAUGCGGCAUCUCGGCAGCCGACUUUACAAAGUACAACCCGGAAGCCAACCUAUGCGCGACACUUACGCCCGGUCAGCAUGUCUGCUGCUCGGCCGGCACGCUUCCCGACUUCAAGCCCAAGCCCAAUGCGAACGGGACGUGUGCCACGUACACAGUGGUGGCAGACGACUCGUGCUCGGCCAUCGGUGCGGCCUACGGGCUGACAAACGACGAUAUCGAGGGCUUCAACACCAACACAUGGGGCUGGAAUGGCUGCAGUCUGCUGUACGUCGGCGCCAACAUUUGUCUCAGCUCUGGCGACCCGCCGAUGCCGGCAGCACUGGCAAACGCCUUGUGCGGCCCGCAAAAGCCUGGCACGACCGUCCCAACGUCCGGCACGCACAACCUCAGCAGCCUGAACCCGUGUCCGCUAAACGCCUGCUGUGACGUGUGGGGCCAGUGCGGCAUAACAAAGGAGUUCUGUACGGACACAAAUACUGGAGCGCCCGGCACGGCCAUGUCCGGCACGAACGGAUGCAUCAGCAACUGCGGCACAGAUAUUGUGCAGGGCAGUGCGCCAGCACAGUUCAUCAAGCUGCAGUACUACGAAGCCUUCGGCAUGGACCGUGAUUGCUUGUAUCAGGACUUGUCGCAGUUGAACCUUUCGGAGAUGACGCACAUCCACUUUUCGUUUGCGUCGAUGGACUCGGACUACCAGAUUUCAGUCGGCACCAGCGAGUACGACAAGUACGAGUUCAAUAGCUUCACCCGUCUGGGCGACAGCGUACACAAGGUGCUGACUAUUGGUGGCUGGGCCUUCUCGACUGGCUUGAGCACGUACCAGAUCUUCCGUGAUGGUGUGAAGCCAGAGAAUCGCGAGGCCAUGGCUAAAAGCAUCGUCAGCUUUGUGACAGACAACAAUCUGGAUGGUAUUGACCUCGAUUGGGAGUAUCCAGGGGAGCCCGACAUUCCAGGAAUUCCUGCAGGUAGCAACGACGAGGGCGACAAUUACUUGGAGUUCCUCAAGGUGCUUAAGAACAUGAUGCCAAGCGGGAAGACUGUGAGCAUAGCAGCGCCGGCUUCGUACUGGUACUUGAAAGCGUUCCCGAUCAAGGAUAUUUCAGACGUUAUCGACUACAUUGUGUUCAUGACGUAUGACUUGCACGGACAAUGGGACGUGGGCAGCAGCUGGUCUCAGGAAGGCUGCGAUAACGGCAACUGCCUACGCAGCCACGUCAACCUGACCGAGACGAUGACGUCCUUGGCUAUGGUGACCAAGGCCGGCGUGCCCUCCGGAAAGGUGAUUGUGGGUGUCAGCAGCUACGGCCGUUCUUUUGCCAUGUCCACCGCCGGCUGCUACUCGACUGGGUGCACCUUCACGGGCACAUCGACGGUCUCCUAUGCCACUGCCGGCGUGUGCACCAACACCUCUGGCUACAUCUCGGACGCGGAGAUCUACGACAUCCUCGACGGUACCGACGGACAACACCUGCGGAGAGCGGAGGACGGUGGUCAUCGACGCAUCGACCGCAGCCGCCGGCGCAGCGUGUCAUCUCGGGUCAACCAGUACUUUGUCGACAGUGACAGCGAUAGCAUCAUCAUGGUGUACGACGACAUCCAAUGGGUCGCCUAUAUGGACAACGACAUCAAGAAGGCUCGCAGCAGCAAGUAUGCCGGCCUCAACCUGGGCGGAACCACCGACUGGGCCAGCGAUCUUGAGACCUUCAAUACCGCUCCCAACAACUAUGCCAACUGGGCCGCUUUCCGGGACGCCGUCAAGACAGGCAACUUUGCUGGCGCAGGCUCCAACUCCAUGAACCGCACCGGCAACUGGACUGAGCUCACCUGCACCACCCCGGCUGUCGCCGACGCCGACAGCAUCACCGCUGCCAAUCGCUGGCUCGACCUGGGCUGCCCAACAGCCGUGGAGGAGGCCGUCCAGGCCUGGGCUGCCCAGCUCGCGGCCAAUGCGGACAAUUCCAACCAACAUUUCACGUCCACCGUCGCCGACUUCUUCCACCUAGGCGAGAGUACCAGCUGCGGCGAGAUGUCAGCCACAGGCUACUGCACGUCGCCAAUAACCUGCCAAGCGGUCGCCAAUGUCAACGGUUCGGGACCAGCUGCGUACGAGAUCUGGAACUCGUUUGUGUUUCUGCAUAAUCUUUACUACAACCACUGGUUCAUUAUCGAGGACAUGGCUGCAGUCGACAUCGGCCUCCAUCAAGACGCUUUCGUCGACACGUUUGCGCCCAUUCCGCCAGAUAAUACACAGAAUAUCCUUAACCUGAUUUUGGCUUUUGUCGGCCUCGCUGGCACUGUUGGUGUCUCCUCUCUUUUCAACUCAGUGCUCAAGAGCCUGCCGUACUUCACCACCGACUUUGGCAAGGUUGCCUUUGACAACUACAAGGACAUUUCCUUGGCUCUGGUCAGCUUUGGUGUCUCUGCCAGUGGCGACUACAUUCAAGCCAACCAGGCCAAGUGGACGGCCGAGUCCCAGGAUAGCUUCAAGUCCUUUAUGGGUGACACUAUGGUAGCCUGGCAAGACUCCACCGCGAAUACGCUGAAGGUGCUGUUUAACGGCGAGCCCGACAGCCUGUCGCUGCUGCAAUCGGUCAUUGCUAAUGGCCACUUCAUCGCCGGUGGCGAUCCAGAGACGCAUAUUCUCUCAUCCCCUGGCUAUACCAUCGACGACGACGACGCCUCGUAUAUGCGAGGUAACGUCACCCGCAGCUACUACGCCUACAUGAUUCCCUCUAUCUGGUCGGCCGUGGGAGACAAUGCCUUCGUGUUGGACACGCAAAAAGGCUGCGACGCCGACCGGUCUACUGUCUAUCUGCCAGAUGACGCUGCGACCUACUGCUACGACGGUACGAUGUACGGAAUUGUUUACCCGCACGGCUAUGCCCAGUCAUGCUCCAGUUCCGAGACCGGAAGCGUAUGCACUAAGAAAGCCUUUUCCAAUCCCCCCGGCAUCGAUUCUCUCGACGGCACCCAAUGGGGUGGUGUGACGGUUGAGGACUUGGUCGUCGGCUCUGUCCGCACCUAUAUGCAGAACAACAAUCAAAAUGGUGGCCGCACCGCCGAUCCGAGCGAUCCAGGGUCGCUCGAGGACCUCAUGAAUGGUGACAUCACAACGCCGGGCUAUAUCAUCAUGCCCGUGUGCUCGGCCGAGUACGCCUGGGCAAACUGGAAGGCUCACGGCGCCAAGCCGUCGGGCGUGAACUACUGGCCAUGCGGCGUCUACCCGUCGCCCAAUGAUUGCCAGACCUCGUCAUUUACCGACCAGACCAGCAGCGCCUCGCCGACUGUCGAAGACUGCAUGGGCAUCGCCAACAAUAUCAGAGGCACUCAAGGCCAGUGGACCAUUCAAACGGCCGGCAAAGCGCAGCACAAGAUCGCGUCCUAUGGCAACUGCAAGUUUGGCGUCCAGGCUACCAACCUGCACGGUGAUAUCAGCUUCAAAGUCGGCGCUCAAGACAUUGUCGACAUCAUCACCAAUGCCGUCAGUCUUUACGGUGCCAGCGGCAAGAUUGGGGCCAAGGGCUAUAUGGACUGCGAUGGCAACAUCAGCACGCAGGACAUGGAGUGGGGCAUCUACUAA
Messenger RNA from Grosmannia clavigera kw1407, 4539 nucleotides. RefSeq names its product class 5 chitinase chi100. The record is from RefSeq and is a predicted model, not a curated record. The transcript is spliced from 6 exons. Gene Ontology annotation, molecular function: hydrolase activity, hydrolyzing O-glycosyl compounds; chitin binding. Gene Ontology annotation, biological process: carbohydrate metabolic process. Lineage: Eukaryota; Fungi; Ascomycota; Sordariomycetes; Ophiostomatales; Ophiostomataceae. Bases 1 to 4539 code for a protein of 1512 amino acids.